GAUCAAUCAGACGGACGCGGCAGAAAGUGUGCCUCCUGUCUCCAGCUCUCAGCCACAGGCGAUCGAAAUCAGACAGACAAGAAAGAUCAGGCAUAUCCAAAACCUCCGAUAGGCGUCGCCCAAGGCAACAUACUCAACCACAAAUCACCUGGCCAGUACACUCCUAGUCAACCUUUUGCUGUAAUAUUAACGUAAGAAAGGGACACGUGGGAUGGAAAUUCCUGGGACCUCCAGAAGAUGGUUCCAAAAGCUGCGGACACAAAGAAGUGGUUUGAGAGCACUUUCAAGGAAAUAGAGGAUAUGAAUGGCCGGCUACACCACAUCCCAACUGACGAGACUUCAAUUGAUGAGAAGCUUUUACUGGGCUCCGAGAUGUCUUGGCUGCAAUCUCGAGUACGAGUGAGCUCGCUAUCCCAUCAAUGGUUUGCUGCUUCGAGAUACACCUUCUCCGCUGUUCGUUCCAUUCUUCGAGACAGCCCUUGGGAAGUACUCUCUAGUGCGUGCGACAAGUUGUACGAUAUAGGUGCGGAAAUUCACCGGCUCGAAAGACGUCUCGAUGAUCUGUUUAUGAUAUCAGAGCUGAAAGAUUCACACCCACUUCUUCAUCAUCUGGAAAUUUACAGAUAUCAAGCCCUAUCACAAUUUGAUGACAGACUGGCACCUGUUAGAGAGAAAACGCAACAGAUCGAAGCUCGCAAGGGAUCGAUAAUGUUUGCUCAAAGGUCUAGCUACGCCACACCCCGUUUGGAGUCGCGUUAUUGGCGCUAUCAAAAGGAGCAGGACCAGCUCUUUAAACAAAUGUCAAAACUCAAAGUGCUCCACGAGAUUGCCACGUCUCGACUUCUCGAACAAGAAGCAGCUCGAAAUCCCCGCUUUGCGAUUUAUCUUGUCGCGAGUAUUAUCUCUGCGUUUUCAUUUAUCAGCACUUGGAAAUCUAUCGAGAAUCAUCCCUGUCAGGAUACGCAAUGGCAUCCGUAAUCCCAACAGGCGUCAUUAGGUAAAGAAAAUUCGUGACCGCAUGUAUGGUAUUGCGCAAGUCCUCAUGGAUAGCAAGACAGAGACCAAAGCACUUGUAAAACAGCUUGCAAUGAU
Mytilinidion resinicola is the source of this 1092-nucleotide messenger RNA. RefSeq lists its product as uncharacterized. Lineage: Eukaryota; Fungi; Ascomycota; Dothideomycetes; Mytilinidiales; Mytilinidiaceae. Bases 238 to 978 code for a protein of 246 amino acids. The record is from RefSeq and is a predicted model, not a curated record. The transcript has a single exon.